AUGGCUGCUACUCAAGGUUACCCUCUUUUGCUCCUGGAGAACCCUCUUCUCGAUAUUCAGGCUCGUGGUGAUGCUGCUCUGCUAGAGAAGUACGGGCUGAAGGACAAUGAUGCCAUUCUUGCCGAGGAGAAGCACAUGGGUCUCUAUGAGGAGCUCAUGGGCCGUGACGCGAAGCUGAUUCCCGGUGGUGCUGCCCAGAACUCUGCCCGUGGUGCUCAGUACAUGCUUCCCGACAACUCCGUUGUCUACAUUGGUUGCGUUGGCAAGGACAAGUACGCCGAUAUCCUCAAAUCUACCUGUGAGCAGGCCGGUGUCAAGACAGAGUACCUUGUUGAUGAGACCGAGCCCACUGGCAAGUGUGGCGUUGUCAUUACUGGACACAACCGUAGUCUCUGCACCCACCUGGCUGCCGCCAACAACUACAAGCUUGAACACCUGAAGCAGCCCCACAUCUGGGACCUUGUUGAGAAGGCCAAGUUUUUCUUCGUCGGUGGAUUCCACUUGACUGUCUGCGUUCCUGCUAUUAACGCCCUGGGCGAGGAGGCCGCUGCCAAGAACAAGCCUUUCGUGCUCUCCCUCUCUGCUCCUUUCAUCCCUCAGUUCUUCAAGGAGCAGCUGGACAGUAUUCUCCCCUCACUGACUACGUCAUUGAGCCAUGAGUGGGGCACCGAGGACAUCGUUGAGAUCGCCAAGAAGCUCGCUCUUCUCCCUAAGAAGAACACCCAGCGUUCUCGUGUUGCCAUCAUCACCCAGGGUACUGAGCCCACCAUCGUUGCCAUUGCCGACAAGGACAGCGGCGUUGUGGUGAAGCAAUUCCCUGUCCGUGAGAUCUCCAAGGAUGCCAUCACCGACACCAAUGGUGCUGGUGAUGCCUUCGCCGGUGGUUUCCUUGCCGGUCUCGUCUCUGGCGACUCCCUGGAGGACUCCAUUGACAAGGGCCAGUGGCUCGCCAGCAGGAGCAUCCAGGAGCUUGGACCUUCUUACCCCUACCCAAGCAGACCUACUCUCGCUCCUGAAUGA
Molecule: messenger RNA, 1020 nt
Organism: Penicillium chermesinum
Lineage: Eukaryota; Fungi; Ascomycota; Eurotiomycetes; Eurotiales; Aspergillaceae
Product: adenosine kinase
Exons: 7
Coding region: 1-1020 (339 amino acids)
Biological process (GO): purine ribonucleoside salvage
Cellular component (GO): nucleus; cytosol
Molecular function (GO): adenosine kinase activity
Source: RefSeq, a predicted model, not a curated record